UGAGGGCUUUGCCAACUUGCAGCAAGUCCCGGAGUUCAGGCUCUUUGAUGAUGUGCCUUCGUCCCACAAGGGAUGGAAGGACAAGUAUUGUUACAUACGCCUGGAGGAGAACCCCUUUCCGGCCUCGCUUCGCAACAGCUUUUGGCGUCAUCCGAAGGUAGGGAGUGCGGCCCUGGAGAAGAACGGCAGGAUACUUUCCAAGAAGCCAGAGGGAUCCGAUAAGCACGUGAAGAUCAAAGACGUCACCCUUUCGGACGAACUGUUCAAGCUUGGCUUCCGGCAAUAUCGGCCGAGAGGCUCGGAGGAUGAAAGCUACCCUCCGAUAGACUGCGUAUUCGAGAGAGCCGAAGGUGAUUACCGAAGGGGCAUAUGUUUUGUACUUGGAGGAUUUUUCCCUUGUUUUUUUCAAUCCAUGUCACUAUAAUUGCUACCCCUCGGCCUAACCAUUUUGCGUCUUGUCUAUGGAGGUAAUAAUAUGGACGUGAGAUCUCUUUUCGCCUUGAAGAACGCGAAGGGGAAGAAGAAGGGUCCGGUGGGCGCUUCCGUCAGGGAGGAGUCCUCCCAAGCUGCUGCUGCCGGUGCUGGUGCCGGGGGGGUCCAAAGGUGCAGAGGCCACGAAGAAAAAGAACGAUGGUAAGGGGACCGAGCCCCCGGCCAAGAAGUUGAAAGCCGCGGCCUCCGGCAAGCAGCUGGUUGCUGACGUUGUCGUCAUUAUGGAUGAGGGGCACGCCUUCGGUCUCAUCCCUCAGGAGCACAUCAACCAAGACUUCUUCGGCCGGGAGAAGUUGGAGGCAAUAGUGCCGAAGGGGGCAUCCGUGUUGGAGGGUAGCCUCAACCCCUCGGUGCUGAUGAGCCAGAUGCUGCCCUCGGCCGAUCGGCUGGCCCUCGCCAGGAUGGAUGAGGACUCCCUUGAAGCCAAGAUUCUACUGAGCAGUGCCUCCAACUUCAUGGGCCUCUGUGAGUAUCUCCGGAGGGUGGAGCAGAUGAAGGGGGCCAAGGGUGCUGCUUAAGGGGAAGUUGACAGCCUUAGAAAGAGGCUGGCUGAGGCCGAGGAUUCCCUCUGCUUGGCUACUGACAGCAUGG
Messenger RNA from Cuscuta europaea, 1083 nucleotides. The record is from the annotation of a GenBank genome assembly. Lineage: Eukaryota; Viridiplantae; Streptophyta; Magnoliopsida; Solanales; Convolvulaceae.